This is a messenger RNA of Paramecium tetraurelia, 2145 nucleotides long. RefSeq lists its product as uncharacterized. NCBI's taxonomy places the organism in Eukaryota, Ciliophora, Oligohymenophorea, Peniculida, Parameciidae. The record is from RefSeq and is a predicted model, not a curated record. The transcript has a single exon.
AUGCAAUCUAUUAACAAUCAUACCCUUUCAAUACCUAGACAGUAAGCUUAAAUUUAACAAUAACAAGAAAUAACCAAUAACUACAAUAAAUUAAUGAUAUAAUAUUCUGAAUUGGAGUAAGAAAUGUAUUCUCAAAGAACUGAUACUUAAACCAAAUAUCAAUCAAUUGUUACCAAAAUUGACAACAUUUAUAAUGAAUUAACCACUAAUAUAAAUUAACUUUAAUAAUCAUCACGUCAAGAUUACUAAUAAUUGUUAGAAGAACUAAAAUCCUAAAGGGAACAAAACAUAUAAAUAUUGUAAGCAAUUGCAUUAAGACAGCAAGGAAAUAAAUAGUAAUAAUUUUAUGGGCAUAAAUAAAAUUUCUCUGAAAAUUAGUAUGAUUACAUAGACUAAUAAGAAUAGCAACUUCUAGAAGAGCUUCAAACUCUAGAUAGCUACAAACAAUAAAAGUAUGAUAUUCAUGAUCCAAUUCCAGUCAGUUCAAGAAUUUAAAUGAAUUAUUUAUCACCUACAAGUCAUCAAAGAAUUAGCUCUAAUUACAACAGCAUUUAACAACAAAAAUAACAUACACCAUUAUAAUCUACUCAAUACUCAUAAAAUGCGCCAUAAAUACAGUAUCUCAAUUAACUAAGACAAAAUUAUGGUACCUUAGAAUUUCCUUAAAAUAAAGACACAGAAUAAUAGCAAACAAAUUAUUUAUCAGCUCCUUAAUACUCAAAGAGAUAAUCAGCCAGAGGCUAAGGCAUCCAUUCAUAUGGAGAGUUUUAAAAUAAAAGUCCAAUUCUGGUUACAAAUGAAGAAUAAGUUGAAAAUUAAAGAAAUUCAUAUUAUCCUGUCAAUGUGAGUUCCUAACCAGAUUAUUAAAUAUCAAUGAAUUAGUAAGAUCAAACAUAACAAUAUCCUGAUAAUUUCUAAGAAUCUCUUCCAUAGCACAAGCACAAACCCAUUUUUGAAUAAUAAAUCACUAAUAAGUCUAGAAUAACAGAGCCUAAUUAAGGUCAGUAUAUUAAAGAAAUGUGGCUUGAAAAACAACCAAUUAAUAAAAUUGAUUAAGGAUAUUAGAUCUUAUUAACAUAACAAACGCCAAAUCGGAGAUAAAAUUCUUAAUAAAGUCUUCCUUAGAAUUAUUAUUAAUAAUAACCAAGUGUGAUUCAUUAAAAAGAAAGAAUUUUUGAUCUAUCUCAUCUAAAUUUGAGUAGGGACAAAACUUCAUAAAAGGUUUAAUAACCACAAUAUCAAUAAUAAUAAUUAUAAUAAUAAUAAUAAUAAUAAUAAUAAUAAUAAUAAUAAUAAUAAUAAUAAUAAUAAUAAUAAUAAUAAUAAUAAUAAUAAUAAUAAUAAUAACAAUAACAAUAACAAUAAUAACAAUAAUAUCAGUAGUAGCAAUAAUAUCAGUAAUAGUAAUAAUAAUAAAUCUUAAAUAUAUCAUAAUUUGAAUAUCAAAACACAAAUUAAAAUGAAAAAAUUAUUCCUGUUGAAGUUUAAAAUUAAAAUUUACUAAAUGAAUCAUAAUAAAGUUAUAUAAUGGAUUUGAACGGUAAUUUAGGAUAUGAUUAAUUUUAUUAAUAUCUGUGUCAAAAAUACCCUAUAUAAAAUUAAUAAAAGUUGAUUCAUAAUAAACCUAAUCACGGAGAUUAAAGAAUUUUAAGAUAAGAUUAAGAAGCAUUAGAUUUAAUGCAGUAUAUAUAUUGUACAAUGUGUGAUCAAUUCAUAUCAAUAAAAAAUGCUAAUACUCAUACAAAUUUCUGCAUAAAUAAUAAGAAAAAUAAAUAACAUUAGGAUGAUAAAUAUUUAGACUUAUUUAUUUGUUGCACAGAUCCAAAGAAUUAAUAUAUCGAAACUAGAGAGUAAAAAUAGAUAAGAUUAAUAAAUGAAUUGACUAAGAUUAAAUACUUAAUUGAAGUAGCCAUAAAACAAAAAGAAUACACAUAUGAACAAUAAAAACAAAAAGAAUAUUGCUUGUUUGCUCUUGAAAUCCUUAAUUUAAUAAUAUUAAAUCCUAGAAAUCUGUCAAUAUAGCAAUAGAUUUAAGAUUUAAUAAGUAUUUAUUAAGUUUUGGAUUAACAACAAUAUAACUUCUAUAAAUAAAUCGUAUUUUUGUUACAAAAAGCCAAUGUAAGAGCUUCCUAAUUAAUUUAAUGA